Messenger RNA from Penicillium malachiteum, 1047 nucleotides. RefSeq lists its product as uncharacterized. The transcript has 3 exons. The coding region runs from base 1 to 1047 and encodes 348 amino acids. The record is from RefSeq and is a predicted model, not a curated record. Lineage: Eukaryota; Fungi; Ascomycota; Eurotiomycetes; Eurotiales; Aspergillaceae.
AUGGCUUCUAGUGCGAGAGGCUGGGAGAUGAUCGAGAUUGUCGUGGUAUUGGUCGCUCUUUGUGUCAUCUGUGUGGGGCUGCGUGUAUUUGCUCGCCUGCGUCGAAGAGUUGGACUGGGAAUCGAUGACUAUCUCAGCAUGCUAUCAAUGGUGUUGAUGCUGGCUAUGUUGAUUGAAUUGGUUUUGUGGUGUACAAUUGGAGGAAAUGGCGCCCAUGUCAAAACACUGGAUAGCAAAACGAUUGAAAACUAUUACAAGAUUUUCCUGGCAAAUCAAUUCACCUACUUCGUACUGUGUCCCUCGAUCAAAAUAUCCAUCAUCUGCUUCUACCGCCGAGUAUUCGCCACAUGCCAAUUUCAAAGAUUCACAUUUGGUCUUAACUGUCUCAUCGCUGCCUGGGGUGCAGGUAUAUUCUUAGCCUGUGCCGGUCAAUGCCGACCUUUGCGCGCAUACUGGGAUAAAAGCAUCGAGGGCCACUGCUUCAACGCGAAUCUCUUUUUCAUUGUCAAUCAAGCCUUCAACGUGCUAAUGGAUUUCGUGAUACUCGCUCUCCCUGUCCCAAUGAUCUGGGGCCUCCACCGUGCGUGGCAAGACAAAUUGGCCCUCAAUGGUGUCUUCGCACUAGGCGCUUUUGUCUGCUUCGCCAGUAUCUAUCGCAUUGUGGUUCUAUUCUGGAUCAGCCCCAGCGAUCCAAACUAUACUGUCUACCAAGCUACGCUUUGGACUCAUAUUGAGCCAUCUGUUGGAUUAAUAUGUUCUUGUCUCCCUAUAGUUCGUGGACUGUUCCCGGCCUUCAAACUCAAGAAUCGUUCCAACCGAAGCAAUGCGCCUUACUAUAUCAAUACGGAUAUCAGCAAUACACAUAUACUGUCUAAGACUAGUCCGCUUUCGCCGGAUCCGGAGUAUAUGAAGAUGCAGUCUGCUAUCUAUGCUGGUGGAAAGAGGAAUUUCCUUGGGGAUGAGCUGCCGCUGAAUAUCCAGGUGCAGACAGAUAUUGCUGUUAUGUCGGAUAAUGAAUCUACAACUCAGCUGCAGGCACAUCAUUGA